Molecule: messenger RNA, 927 nt
Organism: Besnoitia besnoiti
Lineage: Eukaryota; Apicomplexa; Conoidasida; Eucoccidiorida; Sarcocystidae
Exons: 9
Coding region: 1-927 (308 amino acids)
Source: RefSeq, a predicted model, not a curated record
AUGGGAAACCACAUACUCAUUGCGGCGAUUUCUGCGUCCCUGGUCACUCACGUCAGUGGCCAGGUGACGUCAGCGCAUUCCGAUGGAUUGAUUUCCGGCCCGUUUCCAGGGGUCGAAGGGGAGGCGCCUGUUACAGUAACUGCCAGCAGUGUCAUUGAUGAAAUAGAAAAAAAGAUCCCCGAGAUAAACUUCGAUUUGUUCACAACGGGCGCUCAACUACAGGCAAAUUCGAUAGUGUUCGAUCGGAAGGAAGCGGGACCGGUGAAACUAUCUGUCGACAACGACGAUCUGUUCCUCUCUGGUUCCCACGCCAGUCUUAUGAGUGCUGAUGCAGCCACGGAUACUCUGAAUUUCGGAAGCCACACCAUUAUCAAUGACGGCCUGGCUGUAGACGGCCCAAUCACUUCGAACGACCUAACGGAAUGGUGGCUGUGGAGUCUCAAUACUUUCGACACCUACGCUCUAGAGGGCUUCUGGACACCUCAGGAGUUCAGCACUUGCGGAACGAAUGGCGAUCAUUUCCUCGGGGGGCACUGCAAGUUCGCGGCCAUGAAAGCAACUGGGACGUAUCUGAACCUGCCCCGACACUCCAACGUGAAAAUCCGUGCUCGUGUCCACUUCUUCGACCAGUGGACCGGGCAAAGCGUGUACAUGAAGCUUAGAAACACCAUUGUGUGGACAGGUACUAAGGCUAAUCCCCGUGAUUGCCGACGAUUUACCGCCCCACUUUCUUCUCAGGACUGCGCCAACCGAGGUGUCGACGUCUGUGGCCAUUCUUAUCCAGACACUCUUUCUAAGUCUCUAGAAGUAGCUGUGCCACAUUCUGCUCCAUUUCUGGCAAUCACCUUCGGAAGCACGUUUGCAGAUGGCGCAGACCCGUGCACCGCGUCAUGGGGAGUUGAUGACAUUGCCAUCUACCUUCAGUAA